AGGCACAAUAGAGAUUGAAGAUAACAGAACAAUAACAGAACAUAUAAACAAGUGGAACAAUUGAGAUUGAAGAGAAAGAGAAUAGUAGAAGAAGAUGAAGAUAUUACAGGCACAGUCCUAUACAACCACUACAAACCCAUUUUCAAUCCCAACUCACUCUUUCAUCACUCCCAAAUUAUCCAUUCCUGUAAGGCAUGUGGGUCCCACUUUCUCCUCCACUCUCCAACAAUUCUCCAUCACAUGUCGCCGCCCAUAUCCUUUCCAACCCAAACAAUCCCCCCCACCACCAUCACCAUCUUCUUCAGUUGGAGAAUUGCCAGCAAAGAUAUAUGUUGGUCACUCAAUUUACAAAGCAAAAGCUGUACUCACUGUGUCUCCUAGACCUCCACAAUUCACUACAUUGAAUUCAGGGUCAGGGGCAUUCAAGAUAUCUAAAGAAGGUUGUGUCAUGUUAGAGUUUGCUCCUGCUGCCGGUGCCUAUCAAUAUGAUUGGAACAGAAAACAGGUAUUUUCGCUAUCUGUGGAUGAAAUCGGAAAUCUAAUUAGCCUUCGUCCAAGGGAGUCUUGUGAAUUUUUUCAUGAUCUGUUUAUUGGAAAAAGUGAUGAAGGUAAAGUGAGAAAAUUUUUGAAGGUGAAGCCACUUCUCGACCGUUCUGGUCACAUGUUUAACAUAAGUGUUGAAAACAAGCUCGAGAACAUAAACGAAAACAUAUUAAUCCCUGUCACAAAAGCAGAAUUUGCAGUUUUCAAUUCACUUUUCGAUUUUAUCAUGCCAAGCCUUUUAGGUUGGAAUGUCUUUGCCAACACCAUAAAUCCAGAAGUAAAUAAUACAAAUCAAGGAAUAGAAGAAGAUUUUGAAUGGAACAAAUUCAACAGAAUAAUGUGAAGACAAUAUAGGAAGUUUCAAUUACACCAUCUUGUGUGAUCUUAUCAACUUUGAAAUGUGUUAUAUUAAAUCACUUCAUUCUGUUAGCUUAGAAUUUCAGAAUUUUUUUUUUAUUU
This is a messenger RNA of Trifolium pratense (red clover), 1002 nucleotides long. Its product is annotated as single-stranded DNA-binding protein WHY1, chloroplastic-like. NCBI's taxonomy places the organism in Eukaryota, Viridiplantae, Streptophyta, Magnoliopsida, Fabales, Fabaceae. The transcript is spliced from 7 exons. Gene Ontology annotation, molecular function: single-stranded DNA binding. The record is from RefSeq and is a predicted model, not a curated record. The coding region runs from base 95 to 886 and encodes 263 amino acids. Gene Ontology annotation, biological process: regulation of DNA-templated transcription; defense response.